GAAAAGACGAGCACAACCCUUUCAAGAAGGGCGAGAAGGUCCGAAUAGCCUUCAAGUGAAGUACCCACCCCACGCGGCCACGCACCGCGGCGGCACUGCGGCGCACGACACGAGAUAACCACUUCUCUCUCCAUGUCCUCUCCUCCCACGCCGCUCCGCCACCUCCUGCCGCCGGCGCGCGGAUUCGUUCGCAGCGAUGGCGCCGUCCAGGCACGCUGAGGAGGGCGGGCAGCUCCAGCUCAUGGAGGCCGACAGGGUCGACGAGGAGGAGGAGUGCUUCGAGUCCAUCGACAAGCUGAUCUCUCAAGGGAUAAACGCAGGAGAUGUCCAGAAGCUGCAGGAUGCGGGAAUUUACACAUGCAAUGGCCUAAUGAUGCAUACCAAGAAGUCUCUUACAGGAAUCAAAGGUUUAUCUGAAGCUAAAGUUGAUAAGAUCUGCGAGGCAGCUGAAAAACUUCUGAGCCAGGGCUUCAUGACAGGAAGUGAUCUCCUUCUUAAGAGGAAGUCUGUUGUUUGGAUUAUAACUGGGAGCCAGGCACUUGACGAGCUGCUUGGCGGAGGGAUUGAAACACUUUGCAUCACAGAGGCAUUCGGGGAGUUCCGGUCAGGGAAGGCUCAGUUGGCUCAUACUCUCUGUGUCUCCACUCAGCUUCCAAUCCACAUGCAUGGGGGGAAUGGGAAGGUCGCCUACAUCGACACUGAGGGAACAUUCCGACCUGAACGUAUUGUGCCAAUUGCUGAGAGAUUUGGGAUGGAUGCCAACACUGUUCUUGACAAUAUCAUAUAUGCUCGAGCAUACACCUAUGAGCACCAGUACAACUUGCUCCUGGGCCUUGCUGCCAAGAUGGCUGAAGAACCUUUCAGGCUUAUGAUUGUGGAUUCUGUGAUUGCACUAUUCCGUGUUGAUUUCAGUGGCAGGGGUGAACUUGCAGAGCGUCAGCAAAAGUUAGCACAGAUGCUGUCCCGCCUUACCAAGAUUGCUGAGGAGUUAAAUGUGGCAGUGUACAUCACCAACCAAGUGAUUGCUGAUCCAGGUGGUGGCAUGUUCAUAACCGAUCCAAAGAAACCAGCAGGCGGCCACGUGUUGGCGCACGCUGCCACCAUCAGAUUGAUGCCGAGGAAAGGCAAAGGCGAGCAGCGUGUCUGCAAGAUUUUUGAUGCCCCUAACCUUCCUGAGGGAGAAGCUAUAUCCUUUUGCUUUAAUGAUAUUUAUGUUUACUGCUUGUAGUACUGAUUGCCUUAAUUUCACCGCUUGCUAAAAUCUAGCUAAAGGCAAACUCAUGUGAUAGUGAACGUAACUUGCUAAUCAAAAAAAAACUCGACCUGCGUGGGGUAAGACAGGCUCUGGGCAUUUUGCUAAGAAGAAAAUCUUAUCACGCAGGUCGACGUAACCUGCUAACUGGUGACUGCAAUGACUGAAAGCUUCAGAUGAUACAGAUUAGCAAUCUGAUGUGUAGAAAUUUUGUUUCCCCUGACCAACAGCACGUUUUCCAGGUUACAUCAGGUGGGAUAAUGGACGCAAAAGACUGAUUAUCCGCUCAGAGAGUGCUUCCUGUCCUAAGAUCGUUCCUUCUUCAGUGAAGUUUGCAACAUAUACGUCGGUACAUCGAGAGAAGUUACAGUAGUGUUAAUCUGUUUCAUCUUUGACAUAGAGAAAGUAGGCAAACUAUGGUGCUUAGGCCUCCUACUGGGCAUUUUUGCAUGGAGUUGAGAUCGAACCAAUUGUGCUGAG
Molecule: messenger RNA, 1732 nt
Organism: Panicum hallii
Lineage: Eukaryota; Viridiplantae; Streptophyta; Magnoliopsida; Poales; Poaceae
Product: meiotic recombination protein DMC1 homolog
Exons: 14
Coding region: 197-1228 (343 amino acids)
Biological process (GO): DNA repair; reciprocal meiotic recombination; chromosome organization involved in meiotic cell cycle
Cellular component (GO): condensed nuclear chromosome; nucleus
Molecular function (GO): single-stranded DNA binding; double-stranded DNA binding; ATP-dependent DNA damage sensor activity
Source: RefSeq, a predicted model, not a curated record